Molecule: messenger RNA, 2249 nt
Organism: Asterias rubens (European starfish)
Lineage: Eukaryota; Metazoa; Echinodermata; Asteroidea; Forcipulatida; Asteriidae
Exons: 4
Coding region: 1-1659 (552 amino acids)
Source: RefSeq, a predicted model, not a curated record
AUGGCAGAUGGACCCUUGACCAUUGACCCUUGCUUCAAGCUACGGGUGAUCUUAAGUGACAAUGAUAUAAGGAAAAUGACCCUUCCUGGGGUAACUCAUCCGAGUAUUCUUGAGCUGCAUGAGAAGGUGCAGGCUGCGUUUGGGCUUGUAGGGGACUUCAAGCUACAUUACUUUGAUCCGGAUUUUCAAGAGUUCUGCAAUUUAUCAUCUGACGAAGACAUAUUCAACAAAGGGACAGUAAAAGUCAUCUAUACUGCAAUUCCAGAGUCCGACAGCGACGAUUUGACUAACAGUAUAUAUGAUGACCUUCUAAACUCAACCCAAAACUCCAACUCUUCAUGUAAAACAACAUCUCUGAAGUUCGAUGAUUCAGCAUCAGUAUUGUCUUCAUCAGAUACAUCAGUCCUGUCCACACUGGCUGGUAGUGAAACUGAUAUUGAACAAUCACAGAGAACCUGUCCAUGGCCUGAACAUUUUCCAAUUCCUCGCUUCUCCUAUGACACGGAACUCAAACUUUCAAAGGGGAAUAUAAACUAUGGACAUGACAAAACUCUGAUGAACCCUGUAGGUGUGAAAUCAGACAUCCUGGAAAAAAUUGCAGAAGCAAUUUUCCAGUACAAGGCUUAUCCGACAGACUUGCAGUUUUGCUCUGUUGCUCAGGCCUUAGUAACCAAAUAUCCAUGCCUGAAAGAAAUGGGAUCAGUCACUGGAUGGUAUGGCUGGAAGACAAGUUUGAAGUUUAAAAUGGGGAAUUAUCGAACAAAGCUAAGAAAUGUUGGAUGCCCAGAGCUCACUGUCAACUCUUGCAAAAGGAAAGCAGGGAAUGAACAGGCAAAAACUGCAAAGAAUAUCAAAAAGCCGAGGAGAGCCGAGGUUAACUAUUUACCUGACUAUCCUUGCAAUGAAACAGCAGCCACUCUUGAAAGUGAACGACUAACACUCCUUGAGGAUACCAAAAAAAAGGGGAACGAGAAAGAAGUCAAUGACAAAAUGGCAAGAACUUUUCCACAUAGAAGGCAGGAAGUGGUUCUUCAGAAACCGAUGGUGGUGGACUUCAAAGAGCGAUGGCCAGUCUUGUUUACAAACUCGCAGAUUUGCGCUGAGUUUAAACGAAUAACAACUGUCCCUUUGAUGGCAACGUACACAUCGAAAGUGGACAAACACACACCGAAGCUACUGAACCUUUUCCGUGCAAAAGGAGGUGUCAAAGGAAAGAAAAUUAAGACAUUCCUUGAUUGUUUAGACCAGAACAACAGCAUACACAUCCGACGGGAGGUAGUGAUCAAAGGCCUCUGUGAGUUCCUGAACGAGGACUGCGGAACUUUAUUCAAACAAUUUUUGGAUACCCAAGAAGAGGAAAUGAUAAAGGCAAAAGAGGAAUGUACAAUGGGCAUCUUUGUAAUAAAGAAGGAGGGGGCUGCAGAGCAGGAGGAACAGGCAGACAUCAUAGUUGUGCUUGAGGGUGUGGAAGUUCUGAAGGAGGUAACCGAUGUGAGCACAGCAUGUAUGCAGCUAUUUGGCUGCAUAUAUGCUAUGAAUCUAUCAUACCCGACUAACCUAAAAUACUUCUGGGAAGUCAUCCAGAAAGUUUUCAUGGGUCUCGAUGCAACUCGCUUAUCGCCUAAAGUUCAGGCACUGCAAAACAAACUUUGCAUUUAGUGUGGAAAUAUUCCUAUACAGUUUGGUCAUUUUAAAUUUGUGCCUGUUGGUUUGGGGUUUGCCUUUCGAUGUUUACACCAAAACUCCUGAAUGUUCGUUUUCAAAUCUGGGUCUUUAAGAAGGAUUACUUUCAAAAUUGUACCACAAGAAGAACAACACUACAGCUUAAUGCAUUUUAUAUAAAGUUUGAAAGUUUUUAGCAUUACAAAGUUUAUGUUUUAUUGUUAAAAGUGUAAUGCAAAUCUGUCUCUUGGAGACAAAUUAUGGAAAUAUAAGGGAUUUUUUUCAUCAUGCAGCCAUCUUGUUUUCAUUAUUUCAAAGCAGAAUAACCAAAUCAAGGCUGGAAUGGCAAGUAGUGUGGUACCCUCGCUGAUCUCUAUUGGACUGACUGGAUAGCAGGUUGAGAAAUUAAGAUAAUAAGAAAAACAUUGUUUUUUGCAAAAGCACUGAUGAUUUUAACAGUUUCUGGGUGUUUCAAAAUUCAUGGUCUAGUCAUUACAAUAGAGAUCAGUGGGUACCCUUGGUGUGAGAAUUGGUGUCACUGUUAAUUGCAAGCAGCGGCAUAGCCAGGCAUUUUUUAGUGAGGGGGC